AUGGUUGAAGUUGAAGACUUGAACUCAAACGAUGAAAGACUUGUUGGUAAUCUGUCGGAUGAAAAUAUAGAACUUUGUAUAUAUCGAUUGGAUACUCAUAUUCCAACUGAGGAGCCGCUUACAUUUGACGAAAUUGUUGGCCUGGUCAACGCAGAAGAUACAGAAAAUACAGAAGAUACUAUUGACGAUUUCGAUGAAGAAACAUCACCUGUGCAACUGAAAGAAGCUCGAAUAGGGUUGGAAAGUGCUUUUAAAUUUUUCGAGCAGCAACCAAACAAUGUAGGCAUAGAUGUUAGUGAUUUGCGUGUUUUCCGCGAUGCUAGUUAG
Paraglomus brasilianum is the source of this 327-nucleotide messenger RNA. Lineage: Eukaryota; Fungi; Glomeromycota; Glomeromycetes; Paraglomerales; Paraglomeraceae. The record is from the annotation of a GenBank genome assembly.